Molecule: messenger RNA, 2457 nt
Organism: Aureobasidium musti
Lineage: Eukaryota; Fungi; Ascomycota; Dothideomycetes; Dothideales; Saccotheciaceae
Source: the annotation of a GenBank genome assembly
AUGCGCGCAAUCAGCCCGCUCUCGCUGAUCAGUGCUGUGACCACCCUGGUUACCUUGCUUCUGGUGCUCUCGCCAUCACAGGCGUUGGCCUCUCCCGUAUCAUCGGUCAAGAGAGCCACGUCUUCAUCCUACUGGCUAGCGAACAUCAAGCGUCAAGGUUCCGUGGCAUUUGGCAGCGACUCAUCUUACGCUGUCUAUCGCAAUGUAAUGGACUAUGGCGCCAAAGGUGAUGGCUCUACAGACGACACAGCAGCUAUCAACGCAGCAAUUUCUGCCGGCAGUCGUUGCGGUUGGGGCUGUGAUAGCAGCACAGUCACGCCUGCUCUCGUCUACUUCCCUCCUGGUACAUACAUGGUCUCUCAACCCAUUGUCAUGUUGUACUACACUCAGCUCGUCGGAGACGCGCUCAACUUGCCCACUUUGAAGGCUACUGCUGGUUUCCAAGGCAUGGCUGUUUUGGACUCUGAUCCUUAUGACAGCAGUGGUGCCAACAUGUUCACAAACCAGGUUCGUGAUGUCUCCCUAGUUCUGAAAAACUGCCUGACUAACAUUUGCUUNCAGAACAACUUCUUCCGUCAAGUCCGCAACUUCAAGAUUGACUUGACUGGCAUGCCUCAGACAGCUGGUGCAGGUAUCCACUGGCAGGUCGCCCAAGCAACUUCCCUCCAGAACAUCGUCUUCAACAUGAUUCCCGGCUCUGCCUCCAAGCAAGUUGGUAUCUUCAUGGACAAUGGUUCUGGUGGUUUCAUGAGCGAUCUUGUCUUCAACGGCGGUAACUACGGAGCUUUCUUGGGCAACCAGCAGUUCACCUCGCGCAACUGGACCUUCAACAACUGUAACACUGCCAUCUUCAUGAACUGGAACUGGGCAUGGACCUUGAAGUCGGUCUCGAUCAACAACUGCGGUGUCGGUCUUGAUAUCUCCAACGGUGGCUCCACCAACAUCCUGAUUGGCUCUGUUAUCCUCAUGGACUCCAAGUUGACCAACACCCCCAUCGGUGUCAAGACUUCGUUCACAUCCAACAGCGCCCCUGCCACUGCAGGUACUCUCAUCAUCGACAAUGUUGACUUCUCUGGCUCGGUCACUGCUGUUGCCGCUGCUGAUGGUAGUUCCAUUCUCGCAGGUGGCAAGGUUGUCGCAUCAUGGGGUGAGGGACGCCAAUACUCCGGUACUUCUGGUUCUCGUGUCCAAGGAUCUCUCGCUGCUCCUUCCAAGCCCGCUGCCCUGCUCGACAGCUCCGGCAAGUUCUUCGAGCGCUCCAAGCCACAAUAUGAGAACAUGCCCGUCAGCGCCUUCGUCAGCGUCAAGAGCUUCGGCGCCAAGGGUGAUGGUGUUACUGAUGACACUGCUGCCAUUCAGAAGGCUAUGGCUGGUGUCAACUCGAACCAGAUCCUGUACUUUGACCAUGGCGCCUACGUUGUCAGCAAGACCAUCAGCGUUCCCAACAACAUCAAGAUGACUGGUGAGAUCUGGCCACUGAUCAUGGCGACUGGCAGCUUCUUCAGCAACCCUGGUAACCCCCAACCUGUCUUUGACAUCGGCACAGCUGGCCAGUCCGGUGCGGUCGAGAUCACCGAUCUUAUCUUCGAGACCAAGGGCCCUGCUCCUGGUGCAAUCAUGCUGAAGUGGAACAUGGCUUCGGCACAAGGCGCGUCGGGUAUAUGGGAUGCCCACGUGCGUAUCGGUGGCAGUGCAGGUACACAGUUGCAGAGCGACAAGUGUUCCAAGAACCCAUCCUCCACUGCUGUCAACACUGGUUGUGAAGGUGCCUACAUGCUCUUUUGGGCUGGCACCAAGUCCUCAGGUGUCUACCUCGAGAACACCUGGUUCUGGGUUGCUGACCACGAGCUGGACCUUGCCGACCACAACCAGAUCAACAUCUACAACGGUCGUGGCGUCUACAUCGAGUCUCAAGGUCCUGUUUGGCUCUACGGUACUUCUUCGGAACACAGCAUCUUCUACAACUAUGAGGUCCGCAACGCAAAGAAUGUCUUUAUGGGCAUGAUUCAAUCCGAGACACCUUACUUCCAGUCCAACCCCAAGGCACCUGCUCCCUUCGUGCCAGAGCGUCCCUCGGACCCCACCUGGUCGAUCUGCUCUUCGCAAAACCCAUCAGCACCUUGCUACAAAUCCUGGGGUCUUCGCGUCAUUGACAGCACCAAUGUCUUCAUCCACGGUCUUGGUCUGUACUCGUUCUUUGAGAACUACGACCAAGAUUGUGUCGCCACAAACAACUGCCAGCAGAACAUGAUUGGCCUCCAAGGUAGCAACAACAACCUCAACAUGUAUGCCGUCACCACGAAGGCCUCUGUCAACAUGAUCACUUUGGACAACGGUAUGGCCGCUGCCCUCGACGCAGACAACAGAAACGUCUUUGGCGCCACUGUUGCCUACUACCGUAAGGGCGGUUCUUCGGCACGCGACUGUGAUGACGAGGAUGAACAAGACGAUGAGUAA